This is a messenger RNA of Trichoderma asperellum CBS 433.97, 333 nucleotides long. RefSeq lists its product as uncharacterized. The record is from RefSeq and is a predicted model, not a curated record. Lineage: Eukaryota; Fungi; Ascomycota; Sordariomycetes; Hypocreales; Hypocreaceae.
AUGAGGCGCUUCCAGUUGGCGGUGGUGGGGUCUCGCGCCUCUGCGGCCAUUGGUCAGCCGGUCGCCGUUGUCAGCCUGGGGGGACAAAGAGCCUCCGCACGCGCGGCUGUGGCAGGCGGCUCGAGCCUUUUCCUCCAUUCACACUUCGACAACAAGCGACCACCAGGGAUCCCGAGGCGCCGGCCGCCAACGAACCGCCCUGAACCGCCGUCAGGCAGAAAGACAACAAGCGCAGCGGGUUGGCUUCGCUCUCCUGAUCUCAACCUCAUGUCGUCAUUCGGCGACGAUUCUAGCCCGUCUAGAUUGCGAGAGACGACGCUGAUGGGGGGCUGA